AUGUUUCUCUCCUCAUCUGCAUUUUUGUUUGGUUCGUUGGGCGGAAAUGGAUGUGGAUGUGGGUUACCCCCUCCACCUUGUAAUUCGGGUUGUGGAUUGGCUCCACCGUGCACUCCUCAAUACUCUGUGCCGCCAGUACCAAUCAGUGGAGGCUGCGGUGGAUCAUAUCCAGUAGUUCCACCAGUUCAAACCUAUUCCGCUCCCUUACCUUCUUCAAGCUUAUUCAGUUGGAUCAUAUCCAAUCGGAGGUAA
Molecule: messenger RNA, 252 nt
Organism: Caenorhabditis angaria
Lineage: Eukaryota; Metazoa; Nematoda; Chromadorea; Rhabditida; Rhabditidae
Source: the annotation of a GenBank genome assembly